Messenger RNA from Gigantopelta aegis, 786 nucleotides. Its product is annotated as aflatoxin B1 aldehyde reductase member 2-like. The record is from RefSeq and is a predicted model, not a curated record. NCBI's taxonomy places the organism in Eukaryota, Metazoa, Mollusca, Gastropoda, Neomphalida, Peltospiridae. Gene Ontology annotation, molecular function: oxidoreductase activity. The transcript is spliced from 11 exons.
AUGUCUUCCAACUUGAGGCUUGUCCUGGGCACUAUGGAGAUGGGGAGGAGAAAGUUGAUAGAAGACAAAGGAUGUCAUGAUAUCCUGAAUGCCUUUCUCUCUAGAGGAUACCAGGAAAUAGACACAGCCUUUAUGUAUACUGAUGGGAAAUCUGAGGAGAUCAUUGGUCGGUAUCCUGACAAAUCAAAGUGUGUUAUUGCAACUAAAGUCAAUCCAUGGAGUCCUCAAGGUAUGAAGUAUGACAGAGUUCUUGAAGAAAUGACAAUAUCUCUUUCGAGACUUCAAGCUCCUUCAGUAGACAUUCUCUAUCUCCAUGCACCUGAUCAUAAACACACCUAUUGAGAAACACUAUCUGCUGUGCAAAAACUAUACAAAGAGGGUAAAUUUAAGGAGCUUGGACUCUCUAACUACAGCUCAUGGCAAGUGGCUGAGAUAUACUAUAUAUGUAAGCAGAAUGGAUGGGUUUUACCCACGGUCUACCAAGGGAUGUAUAAUCCUCUUACUAGGAUGGUAGAAGGUGAACUGUUUCCUUGUCUGAGGAAAUUUGGAUUAAGAUUUUAUGCUUACAAUCCACUUGCUGGUGGUAUUUUAACUGGUAAACUCCAGUAUGAUGACAAAGAUAAACCUAUCAAUGAUGGAAGAUUCUUUGGAACUGGCAAAUGGGUCCCAUAUGGUGUUAUAAUUGGAGUGAGUUCAUUGGAACAUGUAGUGGCUAAUAUAGAUGCUUGUGAGGAAGGACCUUUAGAUCAAAGAGAUCUCAGAGGUUUGGAUAAAGAUAUAGGAUGA